This is a messenger RNA of Zeugodacus cucurbitae (melon fly), 1140 nucleotides long. RefSeq names its product nudC domain-containing protein 3. Gene Ontology annotation, biological process: protein folding. The record is from RefSeq and is a predicted model, not a curated record. The coding region runs from base 109 to 1047 and encodes 312 amino acids. Gene Ontology annotation, cellular component: cytoplasm. NCBI's taxonomy places the organism in Eukaryota, Metazoa, Arthropoda, Insecta, Diptera, Tephritidae. The transcript has 3 exons.
UCCAUUAUUUUUGUUACAUAAAAAUGUGAACACUUCAAUGUUUUGGCUAAUUUGUAAAACCAAAAUAGUGCAUAAAUAUACAAAAUAAAUUAAAAGUUAUUAAUUAAAAUGGAGUACUUACGAACAGACGCGAUUUUUAUGGAAAUACUGCAGGAACGUAAAACCAUAACUGGGUUUCUAGAUGCGGUAUUUGGAUUUCUUCGCAGAAACACGGACUUCUAUCACGUUAAAACACAUCCGAAUGAAAAUGUUGGAUUUGCUAAAGGUGUACGCGAACGGCUACUAUUUGGCGCAAUGCAACGGUACGAUCCUAAGUGUAAGUUGAAUAAUUUAACUGCCGAUAGCAACGAAAACGAUGGCCUAUAUGCACCACCAGCUAUUGAAGAAGUUGAGGUAGAGACCGAGGAAAUACCGAUGGAACAUGAAGAGGAACCAAAUUCUGUGCAAACACAAAACAACGUAGAAUCUAUUACACCAAAAAGCAAUGCAAAAAAUGUCGAUUUCGCUGCCUCUGACUACAAAAAUGGCGCAUGCUUCACAGUAUACUGUUGGUCGCAAACAUUGGCCGAGGUGGAAUUACAUGUUAAAUUACCAACAGAUUUGCAAACUGCCAAAUUAAUUUGUAUAGAUAUUAAACGUGAUCGAAUUUCGGUGCACAGUCGAAAGGAACCAAAGAAUGUUGUUGUCAGUGGUCAAGUCUACGGUCAAUUCAAGCACAAUGAUGCAGUAUGGACAAUUACGGAAGGAAAGCUGACAGUAAGCUUAGAUAAAGGUAAAGAAGUGUGGUGGGAGAAAUUUUUCACUACAGAAGACACUAUUGACGUAAAAAAAAUUGAUUGUGAGCGUUAUAUUGAUGAACUGCCAGAGGAUUCUCAAGCGGCUAUACAAAAACUGCGUGUUCAACAAAUUGAGGAAGAUAUAAAUAAAGAGCAAGAAAUUAGCGAUUGUGAGAAAGAUACGAUGGAACGAUUACGAAUUGCAUGGAAUGCAGAGGGAUCUCCAUUUAAAGGACAACCAUUUGAUCCUUCAGUUGUUAAAUUUAGCUAAUGAUAGAUUUAAAUUGUAUUAGUAUAAAAAUAUUUAUUAAUGUUAAGUAAACUUUUACGCAUAAAUAAAUGUUAAUGAAAUGCAGUGUUUAAA